AUGUCCUUGCUUUGCUAUAAUAGAGGCUGCGGCCAGCGCUUCGACCCAGAGACCAACACGGAUGAUUCUUGUACAUAUCAUCCAGGAGUUCCAGUUUUUCAUGAUGCUUUAAAGGGUUGGUCUUGCUGUAAGAGAAGAACAACAGAUUUUUCUGAUUUCUUAAGCAUCGUAGGCUGUACAAAGGGUAAGCACAAUGAUGAGAAGCCUCCUGAACCUGUCAAACCUGAAGUCAAGACCUCUGAGAAGAAGGAAUUGUCUGAAUUAAAACCUAAAUUUCAAGAACACAUCAUUCAAGCCCCUAAACCAGUAGAAGCAAUAAAAAGACCAAGCCCAGAUGAACCAAUGACAAACUUGGAGUUGAAAAUAGCUGCUUCACUAAAACAAGCACUGGAUAAACUUAAACUGUCAUCUGAGAAUGAAGUAGAUAAAAAGGAUGAUGAUAGUGAUGAAAUUAAGAUUGGGACUUCAUGUAAAAAUGCUGGCUGUGUAAAGACAUACCAGGGUCCACAGAGUAUAGAAGAAGUUUGUAUUUUUCAUUCUGGAGUUCCUAUUUUCCAUGAAGGGAUGAAAUAUUGGAGCUGUUGUAAGAGAAAAACUUCUGAUUUUAAUACAUUUUUAGCCCAAGAAGGAUGUACAACAGGAAAGCACUUGUGGACAAAAAAAGAUGCUGGGAAAAAAGUUGUUCCAUGUAGGCAUGACUGGCAUCAGACAGGAGGUCAAGUUACUAUCUCAAUAUAUGCUAAAAAUUCACUUCCAGAACUUAGUCAUGUAAAGGCAAAUAGUACACUGUUAAAUAUCCAUAUUGUAUUUGAAGGAGAAAAAGAAUUUCAUCAAAAUGUGAAAUUAUGGGGAGUAAUCGAUGUGAAGAGGAGUUUUGUAAAUAUGACAGCCACAAAGAUUGAAAUCACAAUGAGAAAAGCUGAACCUAUGCAAUGGGCAAGGCUUGAACUACCUUCACCCAAAAAACAAGAUGAUAAAAAAGAUAAUAUAGCUGAUUGAGAACAAGGGAGAUGGGGUGGGAUGGGACAUUAGCUAUUACCUGUUUUGAGGUUCCUAAUACUAUGUGGUGAAGUGGUGACUUGCUAUUGUAAUUAUAUACAUACAUAGACACAUAUAUGAAUGUAUGCACAUAUAUGUUAUUAAUAUGGCAUUCCAGACCUAGUUAAAAAAAAAAGAUUUCUAGAAACCAAAAUCUUUUUUUCCUUUUCAUGAAUUCCUUUUGGCUAAAAUGUGGGAGUGUUCUUGCUAUCUAAAUGUUAAACUAAAAGAAGUCAGAAAAAGAUCUCCCUAUAACAUCAUUCAAUACUUCUCCGUAUCAUUGUCAUGUUAAUGGGAGCAACAGGAAAGGGGCAUUUCAUGUGUUUUAUCUCACUUUCGCUUUUAUUCCAUAUUGCUGUAUUACUGUGGGAUAUAAGGGGUUUUAUUCCAUUCUUUUAGGUGUUUGGGUUCCAUAGUUUUAGGGGGUGGGAGGGGCUGUAAACAGCAGAAUUUGUUUUCUUUAUUUUCUUUUUUUCCCCCCUGCAUUUCAAGUUACUGGAGUCACAAAUCACACAUAGGCAAUUAUAAAUAGGGUCGACUUUUUUUCCUAGUUGGACAUCCUCAGAGGUGAUGAAGAUAGUAAAGAAAAGGGAGCUUGGCUUGUAUGUUGUAUAAUUUGUAAAAAAAAAAAAAAUUAUAAUAAUAAUAAUAAUUGCAGUUAGCUUCCCUGUAGUAAUUCCAUUUCUUACCAUGCAGUCUAAUUGUUACUGCUAAGAUUCAUUGAGAGUAGAGGGGAAAGGGUUAACAUGCAAAAUUUGAAAUGAUCAAUUUGGUCCUGAUUUAUUGUUUCAUAUAAAAAUUAUGUUAAAUAACUUUCUUGUGUGAUUAUUUAAAGUUCUCAAAGCUAUAUUGAUUUCUGUGUGUGUUACACGUAUAGCUAUUGGUUGACUUACAACAUAUGAAUUCAUUCAGAUUGGUGAAUUGUACUAGAGACUAUUUUGAAAGAUCUGGGAAUCUUUAGCCUAAAAAAGAGAACAUUUGAGAGAAAAUAUCUGCCUUCAGAUAUUUGAAGGACUAUUAUGUAGAAGAAUGU
Gracilinanus agilis (Agile Gracile Mouse Opossum) is the source of this 2071-nucleotide messenger RNA. It is a transcript of the gene CHORDC1, whose product is annotated as cysteine and histidine rich domain containing 1. Gene Ontology annotation, molecular function: zinc ion binding. Gene Ontology annotation, biological process: centrosome duplication. The coding region runs from base 1 to 999 and encodes 332 amino acids. Lineage: Eukaryota; Metazoa; Chordata; Mammalia; Didelphimorphia; Didelphidae. The record is from RefSeq and is a predicted model, not a curated record. The transcript has 11 exons.